Messenger RNA from Orbicella faveolata, 1532 nucleotides. RefSeq lists its product as uncharacterized. Lineage: Eukaryota; Metazoa; Cnidaria; Anthozoa; Scleractinia; Merulinidae. The record is from RefSeq and is a predicted model, not a curated record. Gene Ontology annotation, cellular component: nucleus. Gene Ontology annotation, molecular function: DNA-binding transcription factor activity, RNA polymerase II-specific; RNA polymerase II cis-regulatory region sequence-specific DNA binding. Gene Ontology annotation, biological process: regulation of transcription by RNA polymerase II.
UCAACAGCACUUGUGCAGUAAGCCUUUUUUCGUGGAUGUUGCAAUGUUUUUGGAAUUUAAUACGGUUCUACAGCUUUUUUGAACUAUUUCCAAACUUCUAUAUCGUUUUCAAGCACUUGACGAUUGCGUGACAUUCGAAACGGUACUCGGUACCGGAAGCACAUUACAUAUGCAGGUUUUUCCAGGAAUCGCGUAGCUGUUCUUAGAAGAAAAAGCGAAAACAGAAAAAUCAAUAUUUACCAUAAUUGCGCGCAAUGUUUUGAUGCUUAAAAUAGAUUUCUCGUUCCCACUCUUGGGAGUUUCCCAUCAAAGUAAGGGAUCUAUAAAAAAGCCCCGGGAACAUGUGUCUCAAUCACAAGGCGCGAAACCAUGCAAAACGAACAUCUUUGGCGAAAUUUAAGUACAAGAACAAUGUCUGCCGACUUUGACGGAGGAUAUCAACAACAGAAUUUUAAUCAAGAAUUCUCAGCUAGUUUUAAUCACGAUCUUUUUUCAAGCAAUAGCUCGCUACUCUUCAGUAACACUGAAACAACAGAAGGCAAUGGCGAGAUCGAUCAGCCCGAAACUACCCAGGUGAAAAUGGAAUUGAAGGAGAGGAUUAAAUUGAAAUUCUUGGAGAGAGGCACUGAAAUACCCAAGAUAGAGGAAAUGACGAGAACUGAACCACCAAAACCUAGAAUUAAAGAAGAAGACCCCGAAGUCAUCAAGAAAAGGAGGGAGCGAAACAAGAUCGCCGCCAUGAAAUGCCGGAGACUAAAGAGGGAGCGAAUCGAAAAGUUAGAAAAGCGGACAAACAAAUUGGAAGAAAGCAAUAGGAAAAUGCAACAAGAAAAAGAGUAUCUUAAGAAGGAAUUUCAACGUCUUUCCAGCUACUUAAGACACCACUCCUGCGCGCGUAACCCAACAGGAAGCUAUGGAGACACUUGGAACACAUCGUUAUGUGGCGCACGGGUUCCACCUGAUCCUGAUGUUUUAAUGUACGUCAAUGUCGAACAAUAGACCUCUCUCUCUAAGCAACCCUUGGCUUGAACAAUUCAGUGAACUUAUGUUAAGCUUUUAACUUAUUCUAUCUUACAGAUAUAUACUGAUUUAAACUCUUUGGAUUUCCGAAGGUGCCCUUAGGAUUAUUAAGAAUUAAGCCAGUCCCGUCUCGGCCCACAAUACCGUUUUCGCAUCGUCUUCUAAAGCGAGGACAAUCACAACACCAUAUCCAAGGCUGGAUGUUUUUCCUUUGUCUUGGAAGGGAACGAGAUGGACUAGAUCGAACGUAGUAAUUUCAUUGUUUUUGCUGUCCAUCCAAACAAAUCUGUCAGAUGUGGUCCGAUUUUCGUCGGUGAAAACUUAGUGGUGUAAACGAUCUUUUUUUGACAUUAAGAAGGGAACGUAAAACAAAUAGGAAGAACUGAAGAUCGUGUACGUAUGGCAGCAUCUUUCCUAGUCAUCUUUUCUAGGCGAGCCUGUUUCAUAACCUUUAAAAUAAACUUAGUAAACACUUGUAGACGAAUAAUUGAUUAAAAAUAAAACGGAAAAAA